AUUUAAGAAAAACAAAUUCACGCAUAUUGUUCGCUGCGAUUGUACAUUUUCCGCAAGCUAAUUUUAUAAAUUAUUUUUACCUAAAGUAAAUAAACGUGCAAGUAAAAAUGACCGAUCCAGGUCAAUGGUAUAAGCAGUUACCUCGUCUCACACGCUACUGGCUAACAGCCACGGUUGUGCUCAGUUUGCUGACCCGCUUCGAUAUAUUGCCCUUAGAAUCAGGGUACCUAAGCCGCGAUGCCGUUUGGGGGCGCUUGCAAUUAUGGCGCUGUGUUACCGCCUUAUUCGUCUACCCGCUGACAUCAGCGACGGGAUUCCAUUUCCUCAUCAAUUGCUACUUCAUCUCGCGCUACAUAGCGCAGCUGGAAAAGGAGCAAUUUGGGCGCAGCCUAGCUGAUUACCUCUACAUGUUGCUGAUAGUUGCCGUGCUAGCUCAUAUUGGUGGCAUGUUAUUUAAUGUAUAUUUCCUCAUGGACCUGUUGGUGGUAUCAACAACAAACAUUUGGUGCCAACUAAAUAAAGAUGUUAUUGUAAACUUCUGGUUUGGCACACGAUUUAAAGCUGUCUACUUACCGUGGGUGUUAGUGAUUAUGGAGCUAGUAUUCCAAGGGUCGAUUGCGUCGUUAAUUGGCACAUUUAUUGGACACUUCUAUUACUUCUUUAAAUUCCAAUAUCCACAAGAAUUUGGUGGCGGUUGGGUUCGUGUUUGUAGAGGUAACGGGCAACUAAUCCUCUGUAGAACUUUUUCACUCUUAUACGAAUUGCUCUAUAUGCUUCGAGCGCUGCUACGAGGUUGCCGUGAACAUUGGUUGUAGGGCCGCUUACAUACACAGGGGAAGUUUUGUCUGCAAACGUACGGCAGUAUGGUGACUACAUAAUGCUGAAGCCGAUGGCAAGCAUUUGUAAUAUAAAUUAGCAG
Messenger RNA from Rhagoletis zephyria (snowberry fruit fly), 919 nucleotides. RefSeq names its product derlin-1-like. The record is from RefSeq and is a predicted model, not a curated record. NCBI's taxonomy places the organism in Eukaryota, Metazoa, Arthropoda, Insecta, Diptera, Tephritidae.